Ilex paraguariensis (yerba mate) is the source of this 756-nucleotide messenger RNA. Lineage: Eukaryota; Viridiplantae; Streptophyta; Magnoliopsida; Aquifoliales; Aquifoliaceae. The record is from the annotation of a GenBank genome assembly.
AUGCAGGUUAGAGUUUUGCAAUUUGAAUGGUGGGAUGUGGUGGAGAUCGGUGGUGGCAAUUGGCAUGGUGUAGGUGGAAGAAGAAAGGUUGGGAAAGUGAGAGUUGGAAAGAGAGUUACAACAGAGAGAGUGUGGGAAAGUCCAACUAUGUGGGCUAUAGCUUCUUUUUCCAAGGUUAACGUUUACCUCUAUGAGGAGGGAAACCUUUCUAUUGCUUUUCCAUUUAUACCCCUCUCAAAGUCACCGGGAAUUGUAGAGCUUUCUCAGUAUCACCAAAUUCAUUCAUUUUCUGCAAUUUCUACCCGACUUAAACCCUUAAAAAAAUUGCAUUCUGAACAUUCAAAGCACAUAAAGAAAGAGGAGGUUGAGGAAGACGAAGAAAACCCCGGUCCUGUGUUUGAAAACCGCAAGAAAAAACUCGACCAUGCCAGUCCCAGUUCUGGCUCCCACAGGGAAGGUAAAGUGAAGAAAGAGGAACGAAAAGUGAAGAAAGAAGAAGUAGACUAUAUUUUUGAAGCAACCACUAAGAAGGGCUCAAGCAAGAUUAAUAAGGAGGUGGCAAAGGAAGUUCUCAAGAGGAAAAAGAAAAAGAUUCAACAGCAUAAGCUAGAUUCGCCAAUGAAAGUUGUUGUGACCGUAAAGAAAAAUGCUAAAACUAUUCCUAUCAAAAGGAAAACAUCUUCCUCUUCCUCCUCUGUUUUAACGAAGAAGACGACACUGCCACCAGAAUCUAAAUCUACAAUUAUGUCAAAGUAG